UCGGGCGCUCAACCUGGGUGAGCGAGCCCGGCGCAGAGGCGCGGCAACCCAGACUCCUGCUCUGCCCCAUCUUGCCCGGAGGCCUCCGGGUCGGCCAGCCGGUGCUGCGCGUGGGCUGCCUGAGACACGUGGUUUCCUAGGCCCCGCUUUGGGUUGGAAAAGUUUAUGGUUCGGGUUACCGCAGAGGUGUACUCGGGAGGUCAGAAAGAGCUCGAAUCGCCGCCACCUCGGGUCGGGCCCCUACCGCGGCCUUCACUGCAGCCGGGGCCCUUUCCUUGACGGUCGUCAGGAUUCAAUCUCUUUCGAAUGGGUGCACACUGCAGAAGAGAUUAACCACGUAUCGCAGGCUGUCGCACCGCUCGGAAACCACGCAGCACGCUGAGUGGCCGAGCCGCGGCUGGCACGCAGCUCUCCUUGUCCAGCCGCCUGCAGCUGACCCUGUACCAGUACAAGACAUGUCCCUUCUGCAGCAAAGUCCGCGCCUUCCUGGACUUCCACGCCCUGCCUUACGAGGUGGUGGAGGUGAACCCUGUGCGCCGGACUGAGAUCAAAUUCUCCUCAUACAGGAAGGUGCCCAUCUUGGUGGCCCAGGACGGAGACAGCUUGCAACAACUGAAUGAUUCCUCUGUCAUUAUCAGUGCCCUCAAAACCUACUUGGUGUCUGGGCAGCCCCUGGAAGAGGUCAUCACCUAUUACCCACCCAUGAAGUCUAUGAAUGACCAGGGCAAGGAGGUGACCGAGUUCUGCAACAAGUACUGGCUCAUGCUGGAUGAGAAGGAGGCCCAGCGCAUGUAUGGUGGCAAGGAGGCGAGGACGGAGGAGAUGAAGUGGCGGCAGUGGGCGGACGACUGGCUGGUGCACCUCAUCUCGCCCAACGUGUACCGCACGCCUGCCGAGGCCCUGGCCUCCUUCGACUACAUCGUCCGUGAGGGCAAGUUCGGGGCCCUGGAGGGUGCCAUGGCCAAGUACGCGGGUGCAGCCGCCAUGUACCUCAUCAGCAAGCGCCUCAAGAGCAGGCACCACCUCCGGGACGACGUGCGGGAGGACCUCUACGAGGCGGCCAACAAGUGGGUGGCAGCAGUCGGCGGAGACCGGCCCUUCAUGGGGGGCCAGACGCCCAACCUCGCUGACCUGGCAGUGUACGGCGUGCUGCGGGUGAUGGAGGGUCUGGAGGCCUUUGAUGACCUGAUGCGGCACACACACAUCCAGCCCUGGUACCUGCGGGUGGAGAAGGCCAUUGCCGAGGCCCUCCCAGUGCACUGAGUGGCCCCGCCUGGCGGAGGGUAGCAGCAGAGGAGGCCAGCUGCUGGGAACCGGGGCCUGGCCAGGCCCUGCGAAGCUGUGUGUGCUGGGAGUGGCGGGGGUGUCUACCCGUGUCCGCCUCCCCAGCCUCGGACUCCUGAAUGCCCGUAGGGCCUGGGUACUGGGCAGGGCCUGGGUACUGGGCAGGGCCCGGGCUGGAUCUCCCCAUGACACCCGAGGAUCACGGGCUGUGGAGAGCCCACCCCUCCUCCUCCCUCCUGCUCCCACCAGGCCCCGGGGCCAGUCCUCCAUUCUGGGCCUCUUGCCCUCAGCCUUCUGGUGAGUUUCUUUGUGGCUGUCCUGGGGCCACAUCCUGAGGGUGGGGUCAGCCUGGCUCCCACUGUGGAUGCAGGCGUAGGCCAGUCCAGAAGAGUCCCCUCCCCAGGCCCCAGGUUCCACCUUUCCCAGGUGCUACCUGGGACUGUUGGCACGUUUGCAAUAAAAAAAAAAGUUUGCUGCG
This is a messenger RNA of Marmota flaviventris (yellow-bellied marmot), 1762 nucleotides long. The record is from RefSeq and is a predicted model, not a curated record. NCBI's taxonomy places the organism in Eukaryota, Metazoa, Chordata, Mammalia, Rodentia, Sciuridae.